AUGCUACAAAAUGGAAACGAAAAGCAGGAACCGCUGCAAGCGCCAAGGGCUGAGGCAGAGCCGGACUCACCGGCUGAGGACCCGAAGCAGGAGGAACCCGCUCCCGCCGCCGCCGCAGCUGCUGGCGGACAGGACGCGGACGGCGGGUCCACACACUUCCCCUUACCCGUUUAUCCCAAACUGGAGAUAAAGCGCAACGCAGUGACUGACGAUUAUAAGAUCUCCAGUCAGGUUCUGGGCUUAGGGAUCAAUGGCAAAGUCCUUCAGUGCUUCAGCAAGAAGACUGGAGAGAAGUGCGCACUGAAGGUUCUCUACGACAGUCCCAAAGCCAGACGAGAGGUGGAGCUCCACUGGCGAGUAUCAGGAGGGCCGUAUAUUGUUCCCAUCCUCAGCCUGUAUGAGAACAUGCAUCAUGGGAAGAAGUGCCUGCUCAUCAUCAUGGAGUGUAUGGAGGGAGGAGAGCUGUUCAGCCGAAUCCAGGCCAGAGGUGACCAGGCCUUUACUGAGAAAGAGGCUUCUGAGAUCAUGAGAGACAUCGGCACGGCUAUUGACUUUCUCCACAACAUUAACAUUGCGCACAGAGACAUCAAGCCAGAGAACCUGCUGUACACUAGUAAAGAAAAAAACGGAAUCCUCAAAUUAACAGACUUUGGCUUUGCUAAGGAGACAACGCUACACAACCCUCUACAGACCCCCUGUUAUACACCGUAUUAUGUGGCUCCUGAGGUUUUGGGUCCAGAGAAGUACGACAAGUCAUGUGACAUGUGGUCUCUGGGAGUCAUCAUGUACAUCCUAUUGUGUGGCUUCCCUCCAUUUUACUCCAACACGGGCCAGGCCAUUUCUCCGGGGAUGAAGAGGAGGAUCAGGAUGGGCCAGUAUGAAUUCCCCAACCCAGAGUGGGCUGAGGUGUCACAGGAAGCAAAAGAUUUGAUCCAUAAGCUACUGAAGACAGACCCAAACGAGAGAAUGACCAUCACUCAGUUUAUGAACCACCCCUGGAUUAAUCAGUCCAUGAUGGUUCCCUCCACUCCGCUGCACACCACCCGGGUCCUGACUGAAGACAGAGAGAUGUGGGAGGAUGUGAAGGAAGAGAUGACCAGCGCUUUAGCCACCAUGCGUGUGGACUACGACCAGGUGAAGAUCAAAGAUCUCGAUACGUCCAGCAACCCGCUACUCAACAAGAGACGCAAGAAGGCCGCUGCCGGGGCCAAGAGUGGGUCCACGGUCUGCCAAAGUCAGUGAGACACAGAGGACUGUUGGUGGAGAUGUGCUGGAGAAGAUCAUGUAGAGACCUGCUCAGGACUCUGGAGAAACUGGGUGUUGAGCAAAUGUUCCUUGAAAUAAAAGGGACAACAAAGGAACAAACAUCAAAGUCAGAGAUGGACGUUUAUAAGACGUAUCUGUUUUUAAUUACUUUUAUGUAUGUAUGUAAUUUUUAGAUCUUGCCUGUUUGUCUGAGUGUCUGUGUGCAGACAUGAAGUAUUUUUAGUGGUCUUGUUUUGUGGAUUUGAAUGCUGGGUCGUCUAUAUGAAGUCUCCUCUGUAACUAUGCACUAGUGUGCAACUCACACACAAAGACAGACAAAGCAACUGUAGACAGACUGUGAACACAUUAUUACCUGCGUUGUCUUAAUAUUGCCUGUCUUUUGCUGCCUUCCAUUCUGGAAUUAAAGCAAAGUCUGACACUGA
Molecule: messenger RNA, 1688 nt
Organism: Micropterus salmoides (largemouth bass)
Lineage: Eukaryota; Metazoa; Chordata; Actinopteri; Centrarchiformes; Centrarchidae
Gene: mapkapk3
Product: MAPK activated protein kinase 3
Exons: 10
Coding region: 1-1242 (413 amino acids)
Biological process (GO): intracellular signal transduction; protein autophosphorylation; peptidyl-serine phosphorylation
Cellular component (GO): cytoplasm; nucleus
Molecular function (GO): mitogen-activated protein kinase binding; calmodulin binding; calcium-dependent protein serine/threonine kinase activity
Source: RefSeq, a predicted model, not a curated record